AUGACCACAGCACAUCGACCGACAUUCCAUCCUGCCCGUGGAGGUACGGGCAGGACAGAGGGGGAUCUCUCGAAACUGUCGCAGCAGUACUCCUCGAAAGAUAUGCCGUCGCAUACGAAGCUGAAAUAUCGGCAAACAGGUCAAGGAACCGAGGAAGACCUAAGAAGAAGAGAUCUAAGACGAGAACUUGAAGAUAAGGAAAGGGCAACUCGCGAAAAACGCAAUCGUGAAUCCGGUGCCUCAGGUUCAAGCAGCAAAAGAGCGAGGCUAGAAGAAAUCACACACGCAGGAGUAGAUGCCGAUGAACCCCUUGAUGAGCCUGAUUCUUCGGAUGACGAUUCUGAUGAGGACGACACUGCUGCUCUUAUGGCUGAGCUCGAAAGGAUAAAGAAAGAGCGUGCAGCGGAAAAGGCUGCGAAGGAAGAAGAGGAAAGGAAACAAGAGGAGAAAAUUCGAAUGGAAAAUAUCUUGGCCGGAAAUCCUCUGCUGAACUUGAAUGAGCCUGUAUCCUCAACAGCGAAUGGUAGUGAUUUCAAGGUUAAGCGGCGAUGGGACGAUGAUGUUGUCUUCAAAAAUUGUGCUAAGGGUAUUGAUGAAAGGAAAAAGGAAUCAACAUUUAUUAAUGACGCAAUCCGUUCGGAGUUUCACCGGAAGUUUAUGGACAAAUACAUAAAAUAG
Messenger RNA from Strongylus vulgaris, 678 nucleotides. NCBI's taxonomy places the organism in Eukaryota, Metazoa, Nematoda, Chromadorea, Rhabditida, Strongylidae. The record is from the annotation of a GenBank genome assembly.